AUGCUGAUUACAAACAAGAUAAAAUUCGACACCCCCAGACUCCAUAUGGCAGGAACCAAUAUCGAAAUGGCCAAAUCUAUCAAAAUUCUUGGACUAACCAUUGAUAAAAAGCUCACUUUCAAUGCGCAUAUAACAAAUACAAUGCAAAAGACCAUAGAUUUAUUUAAAAGGAUAGAUAAAGCCGCUAAAGACAUAGAAGUCGAAAGGAGAGUGCCUUACACAGAAAGCCUGCAUCCAGCCAAAAUCCUAAACAUCGGUUUCGAGCUACUACCGGACGAAGAAAACCUCAGCAAGGUUGCAGCAGAAAUAAAAAUAUACACGGACGGGAGCAAAAUAGAUGGGAAAACGGGCGCAGCAUUCGUGGCCACUGACGGGCAGAGUGGUGAAGAGACGAUGAAGAAAAAGCUCAAACUAGCAGACCACUGCUCUGUCUAUCAGGCUGAACUACUGGCUGUGAACGCAGCCUUGGGAGAAACCGAAAAACAAAAAACAGAAACAACAGCAAUAUUAAGCGACUUGCGAUCAGCGCUAGAAGCAAUAACGAGCGAAAGGAGUAACAAUAGACUGGCUACAGAGGCAAGAAACAAAAUAGGCAAAAUAAGAGAGAAUGGCAAGAUGGUAAAUCUAUAUUGGGUCAAGGCAAACGCUGGCCUGCAGGGUAAUGAGGCAGUGGACGAAGCGGCCAAGGCGGCCGCAUGUCACUUGAAAAUAAAACCGCAUUAUAGUAAAUGCCCCAUCUCUUAUAUUAAAAGAGGCGAAUUAAGAAAGCAAAAAAUGUUUACAAAACCCAUUCAAGAUUCAGAAACAGCUACAGAAGAUAGUUAUGAAAUUUCUCGAAUGAUAGCAAAGCGAAGUCGCCCCUUCAAUGAUGGGGUUUUGUAA
This is a messenger RNA of Pieris macdunnoughi, 882 nucleotides long. Lineage: Eukaryota; Metazoa; Arthropoda; Insecta; Lepidoptera; Pieridae. The record is from the annotation of a GenBank genome assembly.